AUGGCUGGGAAGGAGGUGGCAGUGCUGUGGCUGCUGGCUGUGUUGGGCUGGGGGCUCGGGGGGAAGGUGUUGGUCUGGCCGGCUGACAACAGCUACUGGCUGAACAUGGAGUACAUACUCCAGGAGCUUGUGGCCCAGGGCCACAAGGUGACGGUGCUCCUGCCUUUGUGCUUCCUCAUCCUCAACCCCACACAGCCCUCACCCUUCCAAGAGUGCUACCUGUCUUUACAAGAAAGUCUUUACACGAUAGCUCAACUGGUGUACAAGCUGGAGAAUGUAACCAAAAUAAUUUGUGAAGUCCUGAAGAAUGAGGCACUGCUGGAGAGGCUGAGGGCAUCCACCUUCGAUGUUGUUUUGGCAGACCCAUUACACCCAAGUGGGGAGCUGUUUGCUGAGAAGCUGGGUAUGCCCUUCAUGUAUACCAUCCGGUUCUCCAUAGGCAAGACAGUGGAGCGGCUCUGUGGGACACUCCCACCACCUCCUUCCUACAUACCAGCCACUCUAAGCUGCCUAACAGAUAGGAUGUCCUUCCUGGAAAGGCUAAAAAACAUCUUCACCUACACUAUGCAGGAUAUCAUAUAUCAUUACCUUCUCUGGGGAAGUUGGGAUCAAUACUACAGUGAUGUUUUAGUGUAUCCAGUCCUGAAGGAGGUGUGA
This is a messenger RNA of Fulmarus glacialis (Northern fulmar), 657 nucleotides long. Its product is annotated as UDP-glucuronosyltransferase 2A1-like. The record is from RefSeq and is a predicted model, not a curated record. Gene Ontology annotation, molecular function: UDP-glycosyltransferase activity. Lineage: Eukaryota; Metazoa; Chordata; Aves; Procellariiformes; Procellariidae.